This is a messenger RNA of Dendronephthya gigantea, 1662 nucleotides long. RefSeq lists its product as uncharacterized. The coding region runs from base 1 to 1662 and encodes 553 amino acids. The transcript has a single exon. Gene Ontology annotation, molecular function: catalytic activity. The record is from RefSeq and is a predicted model, not a curated record. Lineage: Eukaryota; Metazoa; Cnidaria; Anthozoa; Malacalcyonacea; Nephtheidae.
AUGUCGUUGAUGCCCAAGAUUGACGAAAUUGCUCAUACUAUUAACAUUAUUGAACCAGAUAUUGGUAUUUUCACAGAAACCUGGCUAAGUGAAUCUGUACCGGACGACCCAAUUAAUAUAAAUGGAUACCAACUCUACAGACGAGAUCGUGUAAAUAGGCUCCACGGGGGCGUGUGUAUAUACGUCAAAACUUCUAUUAAAUGUAAAGUUCUUUCAGAGCUUUACAAUGUCGAUCACGAAGUUCUCUGGAUGGACCUUACACCAAAGCGUCUUCCACGCGGUUUUUCAAAUGUUAUAGUUGGUGUGGUUUAUCACCCCCCUGAUGCCCAUGAUGCUACAAUGAAAGAAUAUAUCAUUUCAUCACUAGAAACAGUUGAAUCAAAAUAUCCGAAUUGCGCAAUAAUACUAGCAGGCGACUUCAAUAAAUCUCUCUUGCCCAUACUUCGAACAACUGUUAAAACCUUUCAGCUCAAACCCAUGAUCAACUUUCCAACUAGGGGUGCAAAUACUUUGGACCAGAUUUUUACCAGCGUAUCCGAGUACUAUUCUACAUCUAGCAGCUUACACCCUUUUGGUCAGUCAGAUCAUGUGACGGUACAUAUGACUGCUAAGAUCCGAGAUAAACAAACCAAACCGAAGCGCAAGAUUAUCCAAACAAGAGAUAAACGACCUCGCAAAAAAGCAAGUGUUGGCCGAUUUUUACUUCAAAUACCUUGGUCUACUCUGCUCUCGUCUUAUCAAUCAAGUGAAGAGAAAUUACAAAUCCUGACAGAAAUUGUCAAUUAUGGGUUAAACAUAAUUAUGCCCGAAGGAUUUGUUGGAAUUCACGAAACUGAUCGGCCCUGGUUGACAAAUCGACUGAAGGAUCUUAUCGCGCGUAGACAAAAGGCCUUUAGUUCCAGAAACGAACCUCUAUUCAGAAUUCUGAGAAAUAAAGUUAACCGUGAGCGGAAACGCUGUCGCAAAGUGUAUUACGAAAACAAGGUAAAAGAUCUGCGCGAUUCUAAACCCUGUGACUGGUGGCGAGAUGUUAAACAGCUCUGUGGAACUGCCAAGUCGACUAAGAAGGACAUAAAAUCGCGUUUAUAUCCUGACCUUAUAUGCGAAGAGGCGGUUCUGGCUGAGAAUAUUAACGAAACAUUUAUUAACGUGAAAGAUUAUGAACCUUUGACAGAUAACGAACAAGUGUUAAUCGAAAACGACGAGCCAAUAUUCGUCACCGAACUAACUGUAGCAAAAAAACUUCAAACGGUUAAUAUCUACCGUGCUGGUGGUCCUGACGAUCUACCUAACUGGGUACUUAGAGAAUUUGCUGAUAUUUUGGCAGAACCAGUUGCAGAUAUCCUUAACACCUCCUUCUCCGAAUGUCGAGUUCCUCGAGUGUGGAAACUCGCUGAUAUUAUACCGUUACCCAAAGCUCCUACCAUCAACAACUACAAUAAAGAUCUAAGGCCGAUCUCGCUAACAUCAACCGUGUCCAAAAUUGCCGAAGGUUUUGUAAUCGAAAGAUCUCUGAAGCCCGUAGUAUUGUCUUCUCUUGAUCCAUGUCAGUAUGGUUUUAUACCAGGCUCUUCAACAACCUUUGCGCUAAUUUCCAUGUUUCAUCACUGGCUUCGCUCUACACAUGGUACCGGUACAACUAUAAGAGCUGCACCUCUAUAG